GCUGUCGCCAGGUCUCAUUUCUCUCCCUCACUGAGUCACCGCGCUCGGGUCGUCCUCCGGCGCGACGUCCUCCGCUGGGCCGCCCUCUGCCCGUCGCCCUCCUCCGCUGCACGCCAUUCUCCGCCGCGCCUUCCUCCGGCCGUCGCCCUCCUCUGGCCUUGACUGCGCGUCGCUCUCCUCCGGCCGGCCGUCCUCUGCUGCGCCCUCAUCCGCCGCUCGGCAUCCUCCGCCACCCCCUCGUCCGGCCGUCGCCCUCCUCCGCCCGUCGAUCCCCGUCUAUCCCGCCGGUCGCUGUCCGUCCCGCCAGGUCGCUGUUCAGCUCCUGCCACACAGCCAGCCUUCUUCCUCUCUUCCGGUUAGUGCAAAGAAUGUGGUGGAACAGGUGAGCCGAACAUUGAACCACAGGAUGUGUCUAAUCCAACCAAACAGCAUCUCCUCCAUGCAAUCUUUUGCUACAGGCAACCAAACACCAUCUAACCAUAUCUGGGCUCAUUCAAUACAGGCAACCAAACAAGUGCAUCUGUAUGUCUAGAGACAGGCCAAACUCAGCCUGGAUAAGAGAGAUGAGCCAUGCCUGAGGGAUACGGGCGACCAAACAGGCCCUCAGGAGCUGGGACAAAGUAAAAAUGAAGAAGGACAGUAAUUGCAGUGAUGACAUGCGAAAUGAUGCGACGUAGAGCAAAAGAAGGAUGAGAAGAGAAGGUGCCGUGACGGUAUGAAGAAGAAUGCGCCAAAUGAUGCUGGCGAAGGGGAGGAGACGUCAAACCGUGAUAAGAGAAGGAACAGGAAGGCUGGAAGUGAUGCCGAGGAAAGGGAGAAGAAGAUGUUUAAUGGUGGCAAUAAGGCUAAGAGUAGGAAGGUGUCCAGCCCAUUCUUUGAAAAGGAGAGGAAAAAGAAAAUGUUGGGCAUGAGCAGCCACCAGAAUGGUGAGCAGAAGAAGAGUAACGAUGACAGUGAUAAGAAGAGGACAGUGCCAAAAGUGCGACAUAAUGACAUUAUGGAGAUGACAAUUAAGGAAAAGAAGCAGGAUGUAUCAUUUGUUCAACCUGAGGAGAGAACAUCUCAGACAUUUAGCACUAAUAACAAGGGAAAGAAGAGAAAGGCACUGUCCACACUGUUUAAGAGGGAGCAGAAGAUGCGGGAGGCUAGCAGUGACGAUAAAAAGGAGACAAAGAAGACUCGUAUUGUUGCUAAAGGAAAUGAUAGAAAGGUUUGUAGUGAUGGCAAGAAGAAAAAAAGGAAAGCAUCAUUCACAUUCUUGAAAUUCAUGUGCAACAAAUUCAAGGAAUUACUGUUCAUACCUCCAGCAGUCGCAUCCAGCUUCAAGGAUUUAAUUAAUCAUCAUGUAUAUCUUGAAGACUCAGAGGGGAUGUCUUCAAAGAUCAAGCUGUCGGUGGUGGAUGGUUCCCUAGCAUUUUAUGAGGGAUGGAACAAGUUCGUUUCAGAACAUUUUAUUACUUGGGGUGACUUUUUAUUAUUUGAGUACACAGCAGAAUCAACAUUUUCUGUGCGUGUGUUUGGUAAAGAUUCUUGUGAAAGAUUACAUUUCAAUGUCAAAAGCGGAAGAAAAGGUACCAUGAAGAAAAGGAAUGAAAGGUAUACACUAUCUGAUGAUUUGGAAUCACAUUACGAUGGUCAGGACUCUGAAGACGUACACGAUGCCCCCCAUGUUUCUGGUGAAUCUCUUAGGAACAAAGAGCCCAAAAUAACAGUUGCCACUGAGAUUCGUACCAGUAAUCUAGCUGCUAAAUCUAUAAAUGCAGCUUCAGAAACACAAGACUCUGAAAGAGUUGAAAGUGGGAUUGGUCAUGGAUCCGUAGGGGCAUUGGAUAACAUGGAUAGAGAUGUGGGGAAUAUAGUGUGUAAAACAAGGAGUGACUCUGUGCUCUUUAUACCAGAAACAACAAAAAGAUCUGAGGUUAUUAUGAUAAUUGAUGAAUCUUCUUCAACACAGGAAAAUGAGGAUACCAUGACGCAAAUGACAUCAAGUGAAGAUUCAGAAACGCGUCAUAUGACUAUCAACGCAAAGAAAGACCCUGAAAGAGUUCCAGAUGGUGUUUGGUGCAAAUCCUCAGUAGCACUAAAUAAUAAGACAGAAAAUGUUUUCCUUGGAGAAUGCAAAAACAAGAUUGUUUCACCAACAUGCAGCACAGAAAAAACAAAUGGGUCUGAAACAAUUCCAAUCACUGAUGUUAUUCCUUUAACAUGGGGAAAUGUUGACACAUUUUCUCACCUCAAGGAAGGUGGAAGCACAAGAGAACCUGAACUUGCUGCUGCUACUCCAACAAAAUGUACAGAAAUUCAUGAUUCAGAUGAAGAUUUAAGACAGAGACAUCAAUGGAGUACUGUUCAAGUAAAAUCUGCUAUAGCUAUGGACAGAUAUUCAAAUAACAGUGAUAUGGAUAUUAGUGGAAACAUUUCCAGAAUAUAUGAAGCUCCAGGAGGUACUCGGUGCUUGGAGAAGUGGAAUAAGAGUAUUAUUAGCGAUCGAGCAGCUCUUGAUGACAUUGAACAGCCACAGGUUAGACCUGAAGAACUACAAAAAGCUGACAAGAAGUUAGUUGAUAAUUGUGGUGCAAUGGGACAAAACUCAGUUGAUCCAUGGUUAGAGUCUGAUGUUACUGAUACCUGCCUCAAACCUAUUGAAAAUCUCUUGAUUCUUGAUAGCAGGACAGAGAUCGACCAUUUUGUCAAUCAAAAAGGAGCUAUUGUUCAACUUCAAACAAAAACAGAGCCAUUGAAACCAACUGGUAGCACUGGAAGUAUACAGGGGGACAAGAUUCCAGUGUGUGUCAACCAUAUACUUGCUCAACAAUCAGAAGAGAUCCCCCAACAGGAAAAUGGAAAAUUCACCAGUUGUGUGAUCCCAGUUGCUCUGCUGGUCUCCGAGGCUAAACUCUUGGACCUCGAUGAUCAUUCCUUACAAUUUCGCAUUCCUUCCACCAUUCAGAAAUGGCUUGAGUUGCCGAAAUCACUUCCAAUUACUUUUCGUCACAAAGGAAGGCUAGACCGGAGGGUCGUAAUCCUCAAGGAUCCCAUGAAGAGGCUAUGGCCAGUCUUUUACCAUGACCACCCGAUCUUCGUAGGCUUCACCUCAGGCUGGAAAGCUUUUGCUGCAGCAAACGAUCUUCAGUCUGGCGAUGUCUGCAAGCUUGUGAAAGAGCCGGACGAAUAUGAGCCAGCAUUCCAGGUUCAAAUCACAAGAAAGUGAUGGCAAGUGCUCAGCUAUCUGGGUGUGCACCAUCUUCAGUAGAACAAAGUCUCUUAGGACUGGAGACUCGGUGCAGGCACCAAGAAACUAUUCCUUUUGGUUGCAACUUGCAACAACAGCAACAGUGCAGCUGCUGGCUGGACACCAACCAGGCUGUGUGAAAGCCGCCGUUGUAGGGGUCGCCCUGGGUUGGCUGUUCCGCUGCAUAUGUGCCUUGACUAAUGCGUGUCAAGUUCGUGUAUUGUAUACAACAAGUCUUGCUGUCGAAGACGACUGAUGGACUCCAGAAAUGUGAGAGCCGACCAUGGAACUUGUGUUGACAAAAUGUUUGGUAAAGUGUCCAAAUUCAAAUCCAUAUAUAUAUCCCUUUUGGUCCUGGAAUCUGAACUCUCGACGCUCCCAGGGCACCACGUAAACCAUGGAUCGCUUUGUCAG
Messenger RNA from Oryza brachyantha (malo sina), 3646 nucleotides. RefSeq names its product B3 domain-containing protein Os02g0598200-like. The transcript is spliced from 8 exons. Gene Ontology annotation, molecular function: DNA binding. The coding region runs from base 716 to 3211 and encodes 831 amino acids. The record is from RefSeq and is a predicted model, not a curated record. Lineage: Eukaryota; Viridiplantae; Streptophyta; Magnoliopsida; Poales; Poaceae.